AUGGAUAGAUCAAAGAGCAUCAAACUCGACACCUUAGCUGAGGUAUGCUCGAAGCGCCUUGCCGACGAAUAUCUGAAGGUCAAAUAUCUGGACUUGAUGAAGGACCUGAAAUCCACACACCCUCUAAAUUUUCCCAACAAAAAAAGGACAAGGAAGGCCGAGAAAAUUGGGAUCAAUGUUAUUAUUGAUAAAAGUAUUGUACUACUUGGCAAAAAGCGACGUCGUAUGAUGAUAGAUAUUCAUGAAGGACAAGGAAAAGCUUAUAUCUCGAAACCAAAUUAUGCACCGGACAUGCCCAAAGAGCUGAGGGAUCUGAUUCGAGAGAAGCGUGGUUACGACGUGAAGCUUAUUAUUGAGAAGGAACUGUACGACACCGAUGUGAAAAAGGCCCAGAAUCGGCUUUCAAUGCCGUUGAAACAGAUUCUCUCUGAUGAUUUUCUCAACCAAAAGGAGAAGACUAUUCUGAGCGGAACAAAUGAACAAGGCCGCAAGCCAAACGACGGCGUCGUUGUGGGUUUGGUUGAACCCUGUCUGGAAGAAACGACAAUGACAUUGAAGAAGAGGGACUUCACCAGCACCAGUUCUUACGUUUUGAUCAAUAACUGGCAUGGACUUGUUGAGAGAAAUGGGCUCGUGAAAGGUGACACUGUCCGGGCCUGGUUCUUUAGGGUCAACGAUCGUCCUUGGAUUGCCUUGGUGAAGUCUUCCUAA
Morus notabilis is the source of this 711-nucleotide messenger RNA. RefSeq names its product putative B3 domain-containing protein At3g24850. The record is from RefSeq and is a predicted model, not a curated record. NCBI's taxonomy places the organism in Eukaryota, Viridiplantae, Streptophyta, Magnoliopsida, Rosales, Moraceae. The transcript has a single exon. Bases 1 to 711 code for a protein of 236 amino acids. Gene Ontology annotation, molecular function: DNA binding.